UAGACUUUUUUUUAGGUUUGAAUGUGACUACUAUAAAUACUCGAGCGCUCACGUUUUGAAUCAUAAGCCACUUGUGCUUUGUAGAAUCACGUCUGCGUAAAUCUUCGACGAUGAUUGUCAAACCAAUAGUGGUGCUGUGCUGCCUCGCAGUGGCUGUGCUCGCCAAACCAUCGGAGAAGUAUACCGAAAAAUAUGACAACGUCAACCUUAAGGAGAUUUUGGAGAGCGAUAGAUUGUUAGAGGGGUACUUCCACUGUCUGAUGGAUGAGGGCCCGUGUACCAGCGAAGGCAAGGAAUUAAAGAGUCACAUGCAGGACGCUCUUGAGACAGGCUGCAAAAAGUGUACUAAAGCCCAGGAGUAUGGAGUUUAUACUGUAAUCGACUUCCUACUUACCAAGAAAAGAGAUAUGUGGAAAAAACUCUGUGAGAAGUACGACCCUGAAGGUGUGUGGAGGAAACAGUACGAGGAACGCGCAAAAGAAAAGGGUCUUGUUAUCCCCGAAGACUACCACUUGUGCUUUGUAGAAUCACGUCUGCGUAAAUCUUCGACGAUGAUUGUCAAACCAAUAGUGGUGCUGUGCUGCCUCGCAGUGGCUGUGCUCGCCAAACCAUCGGAGAAGUAUACCGAAAAAUAUGACAACGUCAACCUUAAGGAGAUUUUGGAGAGCGAUAGAUUGUUAGAGGGGUACUUCCACUGUCUGAUGGAUGAGGGCCCGUGUACCAGCGAAGGCAAGGAAUUAAAGAGUCACAUGCAGGACGCUCUUGAGACAGGCUGCAAAAAGUGUACUAAAGCCCAGGAGGAUGGAGUUUAUACUGUAAUCGACUUCCUACUUACCAAGAAAAGAGAUAUGUGGAAAAAACUCUGUGAGAAGUACGACCCCGAAGGUGUGUGGAGGAAGCAGUACGAGGAACGCGCAAAAGAAAAGGGUCUUGUUAUCCCCGAAGACUAAGUCGAAAAAAUUGCCAGCGGUUGUAGUGAUUUUUCUUAUUCAUUUAUGACUUUAAUAAAAUAAUUUUUUUAUGAUUUUUAAUAAAAUAAAUUUUAUGUAAA
Molecule: messenger RNA, 1051 nt
Organism: Melitaea cinxia (Glanville fritillary)
Lineage: Eukaryota; Metazoa; Arthropoda; Insecta; Lepidoptera; Nymphalidae
Exons: 6
Coding region: 111-950 (279 amino acids)
Source: RefSeq, a predicted model, not a curated record